AUGGCAACAGAGACUUCGUUGCCAUCAAAUGAGACCCAAGACUACAGUCAUUCCAUUCUCAGAAAUACCACAACUCCAGUGGCUGAGUUCACACCUCCCACCGUCCCUACAACCAUUUACAAAUUUCCCACCAUGGAACCCCUCCGCUUCGAAUCCUACUCCAGCAAAUAUUUGUACCUACCCCUUCGCCGAGAUAUUCUCCAUCGCGCCGUAAUCUUCGAAGGCGACGCUACACGGCAAGGAACAGCCAGCACUAAAACCCGAUACGAGGUACACGGCUCACACAGAAAAGUACGGCCGCAGAAAGGAAUGGGUAAGGCACGUCUUGGGACGAGACAAUCACCCGUGAUUAGAGGAGGUGGGAAAUCCUUUGGUCCUCACCCAAGAGACUUUUCCACGGAGCUGCCAAGGAAGGUCUAUGACCUGGCUUGGAGAACGGCGCUGAGCUGGCGGUAUAGGAAAGGAGGGUUGAUUAUAUGCGAGGAUGGCAUGGAUAUCGAUUAUUUGAAGGCGCGAUAUGCGAAGCGGAUUUUCGAUCACAAUCAUUGGGGGAAUGCAUAUGGCCGUUCUCUUGUGGUCACGAAUUCAUACAGGAAGAACCUUUUUGGGGCUAUGCAAGACCUUGGUUCUGAGGGCAGGGUGCAAGUGGUAGAUGAUGUGGAUGUUAAGGACUUGCUGGAGCAGGGAAGGAUCAUUAUCGAGAAGAGCGCGUUAGAUGAGAUUCUGCGGCAACAUCAGAGUGACUUGGUUGCCAAAGUCAGGACGGGUGUAUAG
Molecule: messenger RNA, 774 nt
Organism: Venustampulla echinocandica
Lineage: Eukaryota; Fungi; Ascomycota; Leotiomycetes; Helotiales; Pleuroascaceae
Product: 50S ribosomal protein-like protein L4
Exons: 2
Coding region: 1-774 (257 amino acids)
Biological process (GO): translation
Cellular component (GO): ribosome
Molecular function (GO): structural constituent of ribosome
Source: RefSeq, a predicted model, not a curated record